AUGACCCCGCUCCGAUCGGAUCCCGUGCGAUGGUGCUUGGCGCUCCUGCUUUGCUGCAGCUGGGGGGUGCUGGAGGGGGUCUCCCCGAAACUGGGUGGCGGGGGCGGCGGCGGUUGCCCGAGCCGCUGCCUGUGUUUCCGCACCACGGUCCGGUGCAUGCAUCUGAUGCUGGAGACCGUGCCCGCCGUGGCGCCGACGACCUCCAUCCUGGACCUUCGCUUUAACAGAAUUAGAGAGAUUCAGCCUGGGGCAUUCAGUCGGCUGAGAAACUUGAAUACAUUGCUUCUCAACAAUAAUCAGAUCAAAAGGAUACCUGGUGGGUCAUUUGAAGACUUGGAAAACUUAAAAUAUCUCUAUUUGUACAAGAAUGAAAUCCAGUCAAUUGACAGGCAAGCAUUUAAGGGACUUGCCUCUCUAGAGCAACUGUACCUGCACUUUAAUCAAAUAGAAACUUUGGAUCCAGAAUCAUUUCAACAUCUACCAAAGCUUGAAAGGCUAUUUUUACAUAACAACCGAAUUACACAUUUAGUUCCAGGAACAUUUAAUCAUUUGGAAUCCAUGAAGAGAUUGCGACUGGACUCGAAUGCACUUCGCUGUGACUGUGAAAUCCUGUGGUUGGCUGAUUUACUGAAGACUUAUGCCCAGUCUGGCAAUGCACAAGCAGCAGCCACCUGUGAAUAUCCUAGAAGAAUCCAGGGAAGAUCAGUGGCAACAAUCACGCCAGAAGAACUUAAUUGUGAAAGGCCAAGGAUUACAUCAGAGCCCCAGGAUGCAGAUGUUACAUCGGGGAAUACCGUAUACUUCAGAUGUAGAGCUGAAGGAAACCCAAAACCCGAAAUUAUUUGGCUUCGAAACAAUAAUGAGCUGAGCAUGAAAACAGAUUCCCGUUUAAACUUGUUGGAUGAUGGAACACUGAUGAUUCAAAAUACUCAGGAGACGGAUCAGGGCAUUUACCAGUGCAUGGCGAAAAAUGUGGCCGGAGAAGUGAAAACACAAGAGGUCACCCUCCGAUACUUUGGAUCUCCAGCUCGACCCACAUUUGUAAUACAGCCCCAGAACACAGAAGUAUUGGUUGGAGAAGGUGUUACUUUAGAAUGCAGUGCCACAGGUCACCCUCAGCCACGGAUCACCUGGACAAAAGGUGAUCGAACACCUUUACCAAGUGACCCUCGAGUCAACAUCACUCCUUCUGGUGGCCUUUAUAUACAAAAUGUCAUUCAGGAAGACAGUGGGGAGUACACUUGUUUUGCAUCCAACAGCAUUGACAGCAUUCAUGCCACAGCUUUUAUCAUUGUACAAGCUCUUCCUCAGUUCACUGUGACUCCUCAGGACCGAGUUGUUAUUGAGGGUCAGACAGUUGAUUUCCAGUGUGAAGCAAAAGGUUAUCCACAGCCAGUCAUUGCGUGGACGAAAGGAGGGAGUCAGCUCUCUGUAGACAGACGUCACCUGGUGCUUUCUUCGGGCACGCUGAGAAUUUCUGGAGUUGCCCUUCAUGAUCAAGGCCAGUAUGAAUGCCAGGCCGUCAACAUCAUUGGCUCCCAGAGGGUUGUGGCACAUUUGACGGUACAGCCAAGAGUUACCCCGGUUUUUGCCAGCAUUCCAAGUGAUAUGACAGUGGAAGUUGGCACCAAUGUUCAGAUUCCUUGCAGUUCCCAAGGCGAGCCUGAGCCAGUAAUAACAUGGAAUAAGGAUGGGGUUCAGGUAACAGAAAGUGGAAAAUUCCAUAUUAACCCUGAAGGAUUCUUGACCAUCAAUGAUGUUGGACCAGCGGAUGCCGGCCGUUACGAAUGUGUGGCUCGAAACACAAUUGGCUAUUCCUCAGUUAGUAUGGUCCUAAGUGUAAAUGUUCCUGAUGUCAGUCGAAAUGGAGACCCGUUUGUAGCCACAUCAAUUGUUGAAGCAAUUGCAACUGUUGACAGAGCUAUAAAUUCAACCCGUACACAUUUGUUUGACAGUCGUCCUCGCUCUCCGAAUGACUUGCUGGCCUUGUUCCGAUAUCCACGAGAUCCCUACACUGUUGAACAAGCAAGAGCAGGAGAAAUAUUUGAAAGGACUUUACAACUUAUUCAGGAGCAUGUGCAGCAUGGAUUAAUGGUUGACCUAAAUGGAACAAGUUACCACUAUAAUGACCUUGUGUCCCCUCAGUACCUGAAUCUGAUCGCUAACCUCUCUGGCUGCACUGCCCACCGGCGAGUGAAUAACUGCUCAGAUAUGUGCUUCCACCAGAAAUACAGGACCCACGACGGGACGUGCAACAACCUCCAGCAUCCUAUGUGGGGGGCUUCUCUGACUGCUUUUGAACGCUUGUUAAAGUCCGUGUAUGAAAACGGCUUCAAUACCCCUCGCGGUAUUAAUCCAAACCGACUGUACAAUGGGUAUGUGCUUCCCAUGCCCCGCUUGGUGUCCACGUCUCUGAUAGGGACGGAGACGAUCACGCCUGAUGAGCUCUUCACCCACAUGAUGAUGCAGUGGGGCCAGUUCCUCGACCAUGACUUAGACUCCACAGUGGUGGCCCUGAGUCAGGCUCGCUUUUCCGAUGGGCAGCACUGUAGUUCUGUCUGCAGUAAUGACCCUCCUUGUUUCUCAGUCAUGAUCCCACCCAAUGACCCCAGAGUCCGAAAUGGUGCCCGCUGCAUGUUCUUUGUGCGAUCCAGUCCUGUCUGUGGCAGCGGCAUGACAUCCCUUCUCAUGAACUCCGUCUACCCUCGAGAGCAGAUCAACCAGCUCACUUCAUAUAUAGAUGCGUCCAAUGUAUAUGGCAGCACAGAUCAUGAGGCACGAGAAAUCCGCGAUCUGGCCAGCCAGCGGGGGCUCUUGAGACAGGGCAUUGUGCAGAGAUCUGGAAAGCCACUGCUUCCUUUUGCAACAGGGCCACCAACUGAAUGUAUGAGAGAUGAAAAUGAAAGUCCGAUUCCUUGUUUCUUAGCUGGGGACCACCGAGCCAAUGAGCAGCUGGGUCUAACCAGCAUGCACACACUGUGGUUCAGAGAACAUAACCGCAUCGCCACGGAACUGCUCAAGCUGAAUCCCCACUGGGACGGGGAUACGAUUUAUUAUGAGACAAGGAAAAUUGUGGGUGCGGAGAUUCAGCACAUCACCUAUCAGCACUGGCUUCCUAAAAUCCUCGGGGAGGUGGGCAUGAAAAUGCUUGGGGAAUACAAAGGCUAUGACCCCAGCAUUAACGCUGGAAUCUUUAAUGCCUUCGCCACCGCAGCUUUCAGGUUUGGCCACACACUGGUUAAUCCAAUACUGUAUCGACUCGAUGAGCAUUUUGAGCCUAUUCCUCAAGGCCACAUACCUCUUCACAAAGCCUUCUUCUCCCCCUUCCGCAUUGUCAAUGAGGGAGGCAUCGACCCUCUUCUUAGGGGUCUGUUUGGGGUUGCAGGGAAGAUGCGUGUGCCCUCCCAGCUGCUGAACACCGAGCUCACGGAGAGGCUCUUCUCCAUGGCCCACACGGUGGCUCUGGACCUGGCUGCCAUCAACAUCCAGAGAGGUCGAGAUCACGGAAUCCCGCCCUAUCACGACUACCGGGUGUACUGCAACCUGUCAUCAGCUUACACCUUUGAAGAUCUGAAGAAUGAAAUAAAAAAUCCAGAAAUCCGAGAGAAACUGAAAAGAUUAUAUGGUUCCCCAUUAAACAUAGAUUUGUUUCCUGCCCUCAUGGUGGAAGAUCUGGUUCCUGGGAGCCGACUGGGGCCCACGCUGAUGUGCCUGCUGAGCACUCAGUUUAAACGCUUACGUGACGGGGACAGGCUGUGGUAUGAAAACCCUGGGGUGUUUUCACCUGCACAGCUGACACAAAUCAAGCAGACAUCCCUGGCCAGGAUACUGUGUGACAAUUCUGACAACAUAACCCGAGUACAAAAGGAUGUGUUUCGAGUGGCUGAGUUCCCACAUGGCUAUAGUAGUUGUGAUGAAAUUUCCAAAGUGGAUUUAAGGAUGUGGCAAGACUGCUGUGAAGAUUGUAGAACAAGGGGACAGUUUAAUGCCUUUUCAUAUCAUUUCCGAGGCAAACGCUCCCUUGAGUUCAGCUACCAGGAAGAUAAGCCUACAAAGAAAGCAAAACCACGAAAAAUAUUGAGUGUUGGGAAACACAAUAAAUAUUUGAACAAUGCUACUGCACCUUCCUAUGAGCACACAGAUGUACCAGGGACUAACGACUUCAAAGAAUUUGUUCUGGAAAUGCAAAAAACCAUCACAGACCUCAGAAAACAGAUAAAGAAACUUGAAUCACGACUCAGCAAAACUGAAUGCACUGAUGCCAAGGGUCAAUCUCAUGUAAACAAUUCAAAAUGGAAAAAGGAUUCCUGCACUGUUUGUGAAUGCAAAGAUGGACAGAUUACCUGCUUUGUGGAAUCUUGUCAGCCAGCAGAUUGUGCCACUCCCAUGAAAACUGAAGGAGCAUGUUGCCCAGUCUGCUUAAAAAAUCCUACAGGAACGGAGCCUUAG
Messenger RNA from Elephantulus edwardii (Cape elephant shrew), 4449 nucleotides. RefSeq names its product peroxidasin homolog (Drosophila) (gene PXDN). Gene Ontology annotation, molecular function: heme binding; peroxidase activity; protein binding. Gene Ontology annotation, biological process: response to oxidative stress. The transcript has 23 exons. Bases 1 to 4449 code for a protein of 1482 amino acids. NCBI's taxonomy places the organism in Eukaryota, Metazoa, Chordata, Mammalia, Macroscelidea, Macroscelididae. The record is from RefSeq and is a predicted model, not a curated record.